This is a messenger RNA of Cygnus atratus (black swan), 821 nucleotides long. RefSeq names its product BCL2 like 11 (gene BCL2L11). Gene Ontology annotation, biological process: meiosis I. Bases 1 to 615 code for a protein of 204 amino acids. Lineage: Eukaryota; Metazoa; Chordata; Aves; Anseriformes; Anatidae. The record is from RefSeq and is a predicted model, not a curated record. The transcript is spliced from 3 exons.
AUGGCCAAGCAGCCCCCCGAGGCGAAGGCGCAGCGCGGCCGCCAGGCUGGGCGGCUGCCGCCGGCCGAGGGGCCGGGCCCGGCGGCGCAGCUGAGGCCCGGAGCCCCCGCCGCCCUGCCCGGCCUCCCCGCAGCCGCCUCGUCCUCCUCCUCGCCGUCGUCGUCGGCCGCCGCCCGGCCCGUCUCGCCCGGCAGCCCGCCGCGGGCGCAGCCGCCGCCCGCCAGCCCCGGCCCGUUCGCCACCCGCUCGCCGCUCUUCAUCUUCGUGCGGAGGUCGCCGCUGCUGUCGCGCUCCUCCAGCGGCUACUUCUCCUUCGAGGCCGAGCGCAGCCCCGCGCCCAUGAGCUGCGACAAGGCCACGCAGACCCCCAGCCCGCCCUGCCAGGCCGUCAGCCACUACCUGAGCGCCAUGGCUUCCAGGUGGCGGUCUCACUUGCUAGCAGAAGAAAUACAGCCAGAAAUAUGGAUUGCACAGGAGCUGCGGCGCAUUGGAGAUGAAUUCAAUGCCUCCUAUUGUCCGAGAAGGGGUUUCUUGGAUAACCAUGUUGGAAACCCCCAGAUCGUUAUUCUGCGCCUCCUGCAUUAUAUCAUCCGCCUCAUCUGGAGGAUGCAGUGACGCCAUGCGGCGCGGGGCGCUGGGACUUGAUGACUUCUUCCAAAAAAACCAUGAAGAAGAGCUGGUGCCAGAGCCUGGCACUUCGAAGCCGCCCUCCCUGCCGGGACGCACGAUGGCUGGAUGAGGGUGAAUUUCCCACACGGACCUGCCAGGACUCCCCAAAGCCGGAUUUUAUCUGAGAGUGGUGUUUACUGUGUUUCUCUCAA